ACUUAGACUUGUCAUCUCUAAUCACUUAUCAUUUUCUCCCAAACAAAAAAUGUUAGCAAUCUAGGUAUUACAAAUUCCUUACUUAUGAAAUUUGUGCAAUUAAUCUAAAGAGCAGAAUCAGGUUUUAAAUACAAGGUAAGGAACCAUGGAGGCGGUCCCGAAAUUACCUUUGAUCAGUUUUGAAUUGAAAGUUAGCCCCGAGAAUACUCAUUUUGGACCUAAACUAAAGCAGUAUAUAGCAGAAGCGUAUAGAGAAGAUCCAGAUAGCUAUGGAACCGAAAUCCAUCAAUUGGAAGGCUUGCGUUCGGCCGCCGUGAGAGCAACUAUUGACGCAGCAGGUCUUAGUUCCCUGAACCGAUAUUUUUGUCAGUUGAGGGCAAUGCAGAGUCGAUUCCCAAUGGCAAAAGGUCAACCAGUCGCCUGCAGCUUUGCUUGGAAGGACCUUUAUGCUAAUAUGAGUUGCACUUUAGCUGACAUUAGGUUUGAAAUGGCAAGCAUUUUAUACAACAUUGGUGCACUCCAUACCCAGUUGGGUGCAGCUGAGUCUCGCACCACACCUGAUAGUCUAAAAGCAGCCUGCACCCACUAUCAGCAGGCUGCUUGGGCAUUCAACCACCUGAAAGAACAGUUCCCGCAGCCACCCGGUGCUGAUGUGUCAUGUGAAAUACUUUCCCUUUUACAAGAAAUAUGCUUUGCUCAGGCCCAGGAAUGUAUUUUAAAUAAAAGUAUUCAGGAUACCAGAAAACAUAGUGUUAUUGGUGCCGUAGCGACUCAAGUAUUAUUAUUUUACAAGAACUCUUUGGCUCAUCUUGGACCAUCGACUGGCACGGACAAUAUUCAUGAGAUAAUUGGCACCAAGCUUUACAACUACUGGCAUCGCUACCUGUCAUUCAAAGCAGCGUACAUUGGCUGUGUUGUUUGUUUAUAUCAAGGAUUGAAUGCAGAAGAACAACAGAAGUUUGGAGAAAGAGUGGCUUAUUACCAACAUUCGGUAGACAAACUUGCAGAGGCAAGGAAACUGGCAAAAUACAUAGAACCAGUGCAAGUGACUCAAGAAGUGUUGACAUUUACUAACGAUGUUGUUGAGGGGAAGAGAAAGGCUGCUAAGAAUGAAAAUGAAUUUAUUUAUCAUGAGGAAGUGCCGGAAAAAGAUUUAUUGAUGGAUUUAAAGCCAGCUUGUCUUGUGAAAGCUGUACCCAUUAAUUUUAAUGAUCCCGAGAUCUCAGGUGUGGAUAUAUUCAAUCGGCUGGUACCAAUGGGUGCGCAUGAAGCGGCCUCGCUGUACUCCGAGGAGAAGGCCAAGCUGCUCCGGCUGGUUGCCGGGCAGGUAGAUGCCAAGAAUACUGAACUGACAGAGUUCAUGUCCUCUCUGCAAAUCGAUCAGCUGGAAGUACUGGAUUCCGAUCAGAAGAUACCUCAAGAGAUAGUAGACAGAUGUGCGGCAAUGAAUGCGAAGACGGAGAUCAUUCAGUCUUUAGUUGACUCUAUGAACAACUUGGCUGAAGUGAUCAGCGAUGUGGAACAUUCAUUAUCUGAAAUCAAGGGACUUAUUCAAGAGGAAACAUUAAAAGAAAAGGAAUACCAGAAGGUGAUGGGCCCGCGCCCGCCCUCCAUAGUGCAGACGGAGAUCUCGCGCGAGUUCCACAAGUACCAGGAGGCGCACACGCGCACCAACGAGAGCAACCAGGUGCUGCACAAGGCCAUGACGCUGCACAUCGCCAACCUGCGCCUGCUGGCGCAGCCGCUGGACCUGCUGCAGGCCAAGAUACCGACGAUCGACAAUAUUGAGGGUCUAGACCGUGAAACUAUGAAGGAGAUGGUCCGCGUGGUGGGCAAGGCGCGCGAGAUGCAGGCGCAGCGCGACGCGCUCGUGCAGCAGCUGCGCGCCGCGCUCGCCGCCGAUGACGUCACCGCCAAGCUGCUCGCGCGCAACGACGCCGCCGACGACAUCUUCCGUGAGGAGAUUGAGAAGCACGCGCCAAAGGUGAAAAUAAUAGAACAGAACUUAGCAGCGCAGGAGAACAUAAUCAACAAGCUGACGACGCUGUACGCGACGUACGCGGAGUCGCGGCGCCUGCUCGCUGACGUGCUGCGCAAGAGGGACGGACUUAUCAAUGCUUUAGUGACAUCGUACGACGCGUACGAGGAGCUGCUGGGCAAGUCGCAGAAGGGGCUGGAGUUCUACCGCAAGCUGGCGCACAACGUGGCGCAGCUGCUGGCGCGGCUGCGCAGCACCUGCCAGGUGCAGCACGAGGAGCGCCAGCAGAUGCUCUCCAACCAGACCAAGCCUGCCAAUGUGGCACCGGCAAGUGCUUCAGUAGCGAAAACACCAGACCCCAUCCCCGUACCGCUGAGCACUACAGCCACGCCUAAACUUAAGGAUUAUCUGCCUUAUAUGAAGAACAGGGCUUUGACGAGAAGCCGUACUCCGCAAGCCCAAGUUGAUCCCUUACCAGCUGAGACAUAUUACCCAGAAACUAUUUAUCCUACAUCUGCGCGACCUGCACCUGUCGGAUCUGAAGCCACCGAUAUAACACCAAUGAGUUUACCUGAUGGAGUAAUAAUGCCUUCAGCUAUUCAUAAUGUACAAAAUCCUUACGGACGUUACAGCGCUCCGUACGCGCCAAGCGAAGUUGACCCUUACUCCGCUCAACAUACGUACGCAUAUCCCGCAGCAAGCAAACCUAAUACUGACAAGCCAGUAGACGACAUGUCCAAUUACAGCUACACUUCCUACACACCACCCCAGUACUCCAGCCAAAUGGCAGACCCACAAACUUACACCAACCCAUACUACUCCGCUACACAUAACAAUGCAACACUCGUCUCAGAUUCACAAAUUUCACUUAACUAUCAAAACAUUAAUCCAGCGAACACUAACGUACAACCUUAUAUGUACGAUCCCUACACACAAGCCAACCAAGCUGGACCCAUCCCAGAUAAUACAAUGUACAAUUCAGCUAAUCAAGAACAGUUGACAGCAAACUUUGCCCAAAUGCAAGUUACCGCACCAAUCAAUCAACAGAACAAAUCUGAAUCCACCAAUUUGCCUAACGAGUAUUCACAAACGUUUUACAGCAUGCAAUACCAACAUGUACCUUCAGCGAACAUGGCCACAUACAGCCAUGCACCACAGGACUCACAAACCAGCAGCGUCUCCUCCCAACUGCCUUCAGAAUACAGUUUAAAUUACAACUACACCGCGGAAAUGGGUAACCAAUACCCACAAACUGUUCAACCGAAUGUAUCGAAUGCGUUUGCCACGCAGUACUAUACGAGCGGGCAAGAUGCCGCAACUAUGCCACAGACAUACAUGUACACUAACGCGGAGAGUGCCGUCACAUCCACUACCUGUGUAGUCAGUGCACCCGUUACUGUCUCUAACCCUUACGUUCCUACUGACUCUAAUCCAGAGUACAACACUUCAAUGUCACAACUAGACGCAUUAGACAAACCUAUCAAGUCACACGUCACCGGAGAGGCAUUGUCCUCCAUGGACAUCCAAUCCAGUUAUCAGAAUUAUACAGCCGUAAAUCCCCCAAACGACCAAAACUAUCAAACAUCGAAUACUUACUAUCAAGAUCAAAAUUACCAAAACCAUCCCGGUUACACUUAUAACAGUUCCACCGGUAAUUACGACUACAAUUAUGGAUCACAAAAUUCCUAUACCAACUACGGAGGAGUCGAACAACCGAAUAUGGACUCUCAGUUAACUGCAAAAGAUCCAAAUUGGAAUCAACAAACGAUGUACACUAAUGCAGGAGUCUGUAACACAGUGCAGUCACCUUCAGACAAUCCUCAGAUACAACAGAUCUCUAAUGAACAGUCGAUAAACACUCAGAUUUACUACAAUCAUCCAUACGGAUAUCAGAAUACCCAAGUGCCUAAUACCAGUCAGCCAAAUGUCCCGCAACAGAACUUUCCAGAAGCAACUAAUUAUACUUCAGAGAUGAAUCACUCCACAUACAUGCAAUCGGGAGUUGUUCCCGAAACAAAUGUCACUUACACUGAUACCCAAGUGUCACCUAAAGAAAAAGAACCGAUCAAACAAAACAUCGACACGAACAAACAAAAUGCAACAGUAAAAACUGUCCCACCGGAGCCCGAAGUAAAAAAAACUGAAGUUAAACCAGAAAUAAAAACUGAACCGACGACAUUUGAUUUACUUUCUGAUAUUGAUUUCAAUGUGGAUUACAAGCCAUUAAUGCCUGAAAUAAAAGUGCCUCAAGUGUCUGAAAAGGUUGUUAUAAAACCAACAAUCGUGCCUAAAACAGAACCUAUAGUUAAACCAGUGCCUAAAAAGGAAAUAAUAGAAAGGCCGGCAAAACAAGAUAUAUUCUCAGAUCCGAGUUUGUUGAACAAAUUCACUCAAGAAGUAAAACAAUUACAAAACAUGACUGAUUCAUUGACGAAUACAAUCGCCGGCGGAGUUACGACUUUGGAUGCUAAAUGGAAAAUGUUACAAGAUAUUCAGAUGAAAGAAAAUAUGAGUCGUACGAAAACAGUUGCUAUGCAGCAUUGUGAAGGAAAUAUCGCGACUGCAGUUGUGCCUUUCGAUGAUUCUAGAGUGGUGCUCAAAUCUGACCCGGACGCGUACAUCAACGCUUCUUACUACAAGCAAUUGGCUCCAUGGUGUAUACCUCUAAUGAUUUCAAAAUGUCCGACGCAAAAUGAUGCUGGAACAUUCUGGAAGGCAAUUCUGGAAUACAAGAUUGUGUGCGUUGUUUGCUUACUGAGUGAGAUCGAGAUGCAAGGUUUAUCGUAUUGGCCAACAGCAAAGGGUCAAUUUCUUGAGUUUGCUGGUGUGAGGGUAAGCUUGGAAGAGGUAACGUGCACCGUGCACUGGACGGAGAGGAAGCUGGUCCUCAGCAAUGGGAAAACUGUCCUCAAUAUCACUCAUUACCAGAUCAACGUGUUUCCUGCUAAAAUAUCGUGCAGGCCGCUAGUGUUGUUGUGCGAGCGCGUGCUGGCGAGCACGUUCUCAGGCCGGCUGAGCAACCAGCUUGCGGGCGCGUGCCUGCAGUGCGGCGCGGGCGCGGGCCGCAGCGCGCUGCUCGCUGUCCUACUGCUCGCUAUGUGUCAAGUGCGCGCCGGUGACGUCACACUGUGCGAUAUGCUGGAUUCUGCAUGUAUAAACCUCUACAAGCAUCGCACCAACGUGCUGGAGGAUACCAAGUACUUGGCCGACGCGUACAAAACUGUACUCUUCUACGCGCAGGGCGUGCUCUGCUCCGGUACGACAAUGUUCAGCGGGGAAGCGGUAUCAGUGCAAAGCGGGGCAGGUGUACUACCCCGAGCUCCUACCGCGCCGGUAUCCACUAAUACCCCUACAGCUAGUGAUGCUACCGCUACCCGAGUACAGAAGUUCUCUCGGGAAUCCUUCGAAGAAAUGCGACAAUCUCCCGGCCUUAAGAGCGGGGAUAUGAAGGAUCCCCUUAACUUCUUGGACCCACUCUGGAGCCUCAAGAAAAAAUGAUAGUGUUUUUUUGACCAAAUAAAUGUGAUAGUGUUAUA
Molecule: messenger RNA, 5514 nt
Organism: Papilio polytes (common Mormon)
Lineage: Eukaryota; Metazoa; Arthropoda; Insecta; Lepidoptera; Papilionidae
Gene: mop
Product: tyrosine-protein phosphatase non-receptor type 23
Exons: 21
Coding region: 146-5476 (1776 amino acids)
Biological process (GO): endocytic recycling; protein transport to vacuole involved in ubiquitin-dependent protein catabolic process via the multivesicular body sorting pathway; protein dephosphorylation
Cellular component (GO): endosome
Molecular function (GO): protein binding; protein tyrosine phosphatase activity
Source: RefSeq, a predicted model, not a curated record